Lepisosteus oculatus (spotted gar) is the source of this 2883-nucleotide messenger RNA. NCBI's taxonomy places the organism in Eukaryota, Metazoa, Chordata, Actinopteri, Semionotiformes, Lepisosteidae. The record is from RefSeq and is a predicted model, not a curated record.
AUGUCAUUUUGUGAGGAUGAUAACGCUGUACUGAACGCUGUUGUUUCAGGGGGCAGGCCGAGAGUGAGGCUGAGCCUGCAGUCGAGAUGGUGGGAGGUUUGUGCUGGAGAGAGAGUGACUCUACACUGUCAGGUUGAGGGAAAGCCUGACGGCUGGAGGUUUUCCUGGUACAGAAACAACGAAAGAGACCCUGUGAGCCAGACAGAGAGAAAUGAGCCAACCGGCUCCAUUCUCACCUUCUCUCGCGCUGCUGUGUCUCAAACUGGCCAGUACAGGUGCAGGGCAGCGAGAGGACAAGUGGAGUAUUACUCAGAGUACAGCGACAUCAUCCAGAUUCACGUUUCCGCCGUGCCAGAGACACGUCUGACCCUGCUGCCCUCCGGGACAGAGCUCUUUACAGGAGACAAUGUCACUCUGAGCUGUGAUAUUUGGCUUCGGUCCUCUGACUGGCUCUACUCCUGGUACAAAGACAGCCCCAAGACCCCGGCCCCUGGCAGUGGGACUCAAUACACAAUCCAGUCCGCUGCCCUGUCCCACAGAGGGCAGUACUGGUGUCGAGCUGCCCGAGACGACGCCUCCUUUCAACUGAACUACAGCCAGCCAGUGACUCUGCACAUAGCAGGGGGCAGGCCGAGAGUGAGGCUGAGCCUGCAGUCGAAAUGGAGGGAGGUUUGUGCUGGAGAGAGAGUGACUCUACACUGUCGGGUUGAGGGAAAGCCUGACGGCUGGAGGUUUUCCUGGUACAGAAACAACGAAAGAGACCCUGUGAGCCAGACAGAGAGAAAUGAGCCAACCGGCUCCAUUCUCACCUUCUCUCGCGCUGCUGUGUCUCAAACUGGCCAGUACAGGUGCAGGGCAGCGAGAGGACAAGUGGAGUAUUACUCAGAGUACAGCGACAUCAUCCAGAUUCACGUUUCCGCCGUGCCAGAGACACGUCUGACCCUGCUGCCCUCCGGGACAGAGCUCUUUACAGGAGACAAUGUCACUCUGAGCUGUGAUAUUGGGCUUCGGUCCUCUGACUGGCUCUACUCCUGGUACAAAGACAGCACCAAGACCUCGGCCCCUGGCAGUGGGACUCAAUACACAAUCCAGUCCGCUGCCCUGUCCCACAGGGGGCAGUACUGGUGUCGAGCUGCCCGGGACGACGCCUCCUUUCAACUGAGCUACAGCCAGCCAGUGACUCUGCACAUAGCAGACCUCCUGCCCACCCUGAACCUGACCCAGGAUCCGGACAGGAAGAUCUUUGAGGAAGACGCAGUGGCUCUGAGGUGUGGGGCACAGGACGGGACCCUGGGCUGGCUGUACUCCUGGUACAAGGACAACCUGAACACCACUGUGCACCGGAGUGACCGCAAGGAUGUGGCUGGAGCUAACUACUCCAUCACAGCAGUUGACUUGUCUCACAAUGGGCUAUACUGGUGUGGAGCAGAGAGGGGAGAGAAGCCCAUUUAUUUAAAUUUCAGCCAGCCAGCUGUGCUGGAGGUACAUGAACGGCCCACAGCAGUGAUAUCCUUGGGACAGGAGUGGUCAGAGGUGUACGCAAGAGAGACUGCAGUACUGAGGUGCUCUGUCCCUGGAAGUUAUCCGAUGCAGAGCUUUGACUGGUACAAAGAUGAACACCCAUCUCCAGUUCACCAUUCUGAAGAUGAGAAUUGGACCAUCCUUUCAGCUCUGGAAUCACACACAGGACAUUACUCCUGUCAGGGCAGGAGCAGGGAGAAUCCAUCUUACUCCAAAAAGAGCAGUCCAGUCGAGCUGAAAGUACAGGGUAUGGUUCUGAGUGGUGUGAACUACACUCUGACCUCAGCCACCGUGCGGGACAGUGGUCAGUACACGUGCUCCGGCCAGCGCGCCUCUGCUCCCUAUUACUCCAACAGGAGCCGGACUGUUUCCGUGAGGGUGUCAGACCUGCUGCCUACCCUGAGCCUGACCCAGGAUCCGGACAGGAAGAUCUUUGAGGGAGACAAAGUGGUUCUGAGGUGUGGGGCACAGGACGGGACCCUGGGCUGGCUGUACUCCUGGUACAAGGACAACCUGAACACCACUGUGCACCGGAGUGACCGCAAGGAUGUGGCUGGAGCGAGCUACUCCAUCACAGCAGUUGACUUGUCUCACAAUGGGCUGUACUGGUGUGGAGCAGAGAGGGGAGAGAAGCCCAUUUAUUUAAAUUUCAGCCAGCCAGCUGUGCUGGAGGUACAUGAACGGCCCACAGCAGUGAUAUCCUUGGGACAGGAGUGGUCAGAGGUGUACGCAAGAGAGACUGCAGUACUGAGGUGCUCUGUCCCUGGAAGUUAUCCGAUGCAGAGCUUUGACUGGUACAAAGAUGAACACCCAUCUCCAGUUCACCAUUCUGAAGAUGAGAAUUGGACCAUCCUUUCAGCUCUGGAAUCACACACAGGACAUUACUCCUGUCAGGGCAGGAGCAGGGAGAAUCCAUCUUACUCCAAAAAGAGCAGUCCAGUCGAGCUGAAAGUACAGGUCAUCCGUCCCAGAACUGUCCUCUCCCUGCAGCCUCUACACACAGAGGUGUUUGAAGGAGACACAGUCACCCUCUCCUGUGUGGUGGAGGACGGCUCUCCAGGCUGGAGCUUUAACUGGUACAAAGACCAUCUGGACAAGCCAGCACACAACAGCCAGAGCUCCAGUUACAUCAUCAGCCCUGCUAAUCUGUCUCACACUGGCCAGUACUGGUGUCAGGCUGUGCGAGGAGAGAAACCUUUUACCCUGGACCCCAGCCUGCCCAUCAGGCUCAAUGUGUGGGAGCUGUUCACCCAUCCUGCCCUGUCAGCCCAACCGGGGAGCUCAGUCACGGAGGGGGACUCCGUCACUCUGCACUGCGACGCUGUGCUGAAUGAGACAGUUAUUCCCCGAGUUCAGCCCUGA